This is a messenger RNA of Dichotomopilus funicola, 966 nucleotides long. RefSeq lists its product as uncharacterized. The transcript has a single exon. The record is from RefSeq and is a predicted model, not a curated record. Lineage: Eukaryota; Fungi; Ascomycota; Sordariomycetes; Sordariales; Chaetomiaceae. Bases 1 to 966 code for a protein of 321 amino acids.
AUGUCUAUUGCGAUAGCAACCACGGUCUUGAACCCCGCGCAGAACCUCGACAUCUGGCUCGACUACCACCUGCUGCGCUGUGCCGUGAUCAUCCUCUAUCUCGAUGACCCGGCCCGGCGCGGCUUAUUCGAGCCGCUCUGCAAAGGCCGGUCGGUGUUACUCUUCGACGGCGCCCAGGAUGCGCCAACCAUGUCGCGUCCCUCCCGACUUCUGGUCCGGCAAUCUAGCAACCUAAAGCACGCUAUCUCGUAUCUAUUGGAACCGGAUCAUGGCGGGGUCGAGUGGCUGCUGCACAUCGACCAGGAUGAAAUCCUCUUCGAGAAUGGGCACACCUCUUGGGCAACCGAUCCCCGCAUCGGACACGUCACAUUCACCAACGACGAGGCCGUGCCACUGAGACACAGCACCUCUAACGCGUUUGCCGACUGCGUCUGGUUUCAGGCCAACGGUCCUGAAGCGGAGCCCUUCAUGGCGUACGGAAAUGGCAAGAGUGCGGUGCGGCUCUCGACCGGGGUGGAGCCCGAUGGUGCGCAUCGGUUUAUCAACUUCCAAGGCGACGCCAUCACCCUCCCCGAUAAUGCACAGGCAGCCAUGGCAGGGCAGGGCCCGUACCCUGUGCUGCUGCACUACCCUUACCCCUCGUUCGAGAGCUGGAAGGCUAAAUUCACCCUGUACGGCCGGUUCUCGGACUACUGGAUGGACGACGAGCAGUAUCCGAACCGUUUGGAUUUCAUGACACAAUCUCGAGACCAGGCGUUGGUCGCACUGCAGGAUCAAGAGCGGGGUGGCGCUGCAGAUCCCUGGGCCGAAGCCAAACGCUUCUUUGAGACACGGGCCUUCGUCGGGGAAGAGCUGCAGCGAAGGAUCGCGGAUGGUAGGGUGAGGCGCUUCGCGCCGUUCGGGGAAGCCCGGGCGAAGGAGCCGGGCAGGGAACAGGAGGGAUUGGGAGAAGCGGACGCAGAUUGA